This is a messenger RNA of Rhineura floridana, 1173 nucleotides long. It is a transcript of the gene AP3S1, whose product is annotated as adaptor related protein complex 3 subunit sigma 1. Gene Ontology annotation, cellular component: intracellular membrane-bounded organelle; membrane coat; AP-3 adaptor complex. The transcript is spliced from 6 exons. Lineage: Eukaryota; Metazoa; Chordata; Lepidosauria; Squamata; Rhineuridae. The coding region runs from base 189 to 770 and encodes 193 amino acids. Gene Ontology annotation, biological process: Golgi to vacuole transport; intracellular protein transport. The record is from RefSeq and is a predicted model, not a curated record.
UGCGUCAGUCGGAUGACAGUCCCGCCCUCUUGCUGUCACGUGAGCGAGAAGCAGUUCCGUGCAUCAGUCGCGCGCCGGGGCUGUGUUUUAGAGGUGUGUGGGGUGGUGGCGUCUUCGGCCAGAGUCGAGAGCCUCAGAGUGGGGGAAAAGCAGCAGGAGCCCCCCCACCGCCCUUUUGGUUCCUCACCAUGAUUAAAGCAAUCCUCAUUUUCAACAACCACGGGAAGCCGCGGCUCUCCAAAUUCUACCAGCGCUAUAGUGAAGAUACACAGCAACAAAUUAUCAGAGAAACAUUUCAUUUAGUGUCAAAACGUGAUGAAAAUGUCUGUAAUUUCCUAGAAGGUGGCUUGUUAAUAGGUGGGUCUGAUAACAAAUUGAUAUACCGACAUUAUGCCACAUUGUACUUCGUCUUCUGUGUUGAUUCUUCAGAAAGUGAACUUGGCAUUUUAGAUCUAAUACAAGUAUUUGUGGAAACACUAGACAAGUGUUUUGAGAAUGUCUGUGAACUGGAUUUAAUUUUCCAUGUAGACAAGGUCCAUAAUAUCCUGGCUGAAAUGGUGAUGGGUGGAAUGGUUUUAGAAACAAAUAUGAAUGAAAUUGUUACCCAAAUUGAUGCUCAAAAUAAAUUGGAAAAAUCUGAGGCUGGUUUAGCAGGAGCCCCAGCCCGGGCUGUGUCAGCUGUAAAGAAUAUGAAUCUUCCAGAGAUCCCAAGAAAUAUAAAUAUUGGUGACAUCAGUAUAAAAGUGCCAAACCUUCCCUCUUUUAAAUAAAUUGUGCACUCCAGGUAAAAAUGAAAAACAAAUCAAAGUUAUCACAUAAAUGUUUACCAAAUCAAUGUUUUGCUGUUUAAAUAAAAGGUCAAGGUACCCUAUAGAAAUCCUUUAUAAAACUGUGUGAAGUUGAUUGUGCUUUGCUUAGUGAAAUGAAAGAGAGUGGGUCAUUUGUGAUUUACAAAUAAUAUUUCUGUGCCUGUCUAAAAUAAGUGUAAUUAUCUAGAAAAGUAAUUCAAACCGUUUCUUUACUUUGUAUAACAUGUGUUUUGUAUAGACUAAGCUGUAAUGAGUACAGCAGACCUGAUUGUAUUCCUUCAAAUUAUUUAAGAUCCUGAUAUAGAUGUUGCAUGAAAGUAUUCAGGUGUUCUCUUUUUUUAAAAUAAAGUCACAACAAAAUGGA